Molecule: messenger RNA, 294 nt
Organism: Gongylonema pulchrum
Lineage: Eukaryota; Metazoa; Nematoda; Chromadorea; Rhabditida; Gongylonematidae
Source: the annotation of a GenBank genome assembly
AUGGAAGAAGACGAGGAUGAGUUCGGUUUGGACGAUCCGUUCGGCGAGAUGCUCUCGUUGGCCGAUGGCGGCAGUACGUGCACGAUUUUCCUCAUCGAUGCCGCUGCAAAGAUGUUCGAGCGCGAUGGAGGCGGUGAUGCCGAGAACGAUUGCCCCUUCAGACGUGCCUUAAAGAUAAUGCGUCGACAAAUGAUCAACAAAGGAGUGACAUCAACCGCAGGCCAAUAUACCAGCUGCAUCCUCCUCAACACUGUACGGCUUUUUUCAGAAGCACUUUUCGAGAGCAUUCUUUGA